Molecule: messenger RNA, 525 nt
Organism: Lepus europaeus (European hare)
Lineage: Eukaryota; Metazoa; Chordata; Mammalia; Lagomorpha; Leporidae
Gene: CPLX1
Product: complexin 1
Exons: 4
Coding region: 121-525 (134 amino acids)
Biological process (GO): neurotransmitter transport; synaptic vesicle exocytosis; regulation of neurotransmitter secretion
Cellular component (GO): SNARE complex; terminal bouton
Molecular function (GO): syntaxin binding
Source: RefSeq, a predicted model, not a curated record
CGCUGCCGCCACAUGGACCGGGCCGGCCCGAGCACGCCGCGCUGACGCCCGCAGGAAGAGAACUCGCGGCCACACUCGCAUGUGAAUUCUGACCCUCGCUGAGGCGCUGAGACCUUGGUCAUGGAGUUCGUGAUGAAGCAGGCCCUGGGAGGGGCCACCAAGGACAUGGGGAAGAUGCUUGGGGGUGACGAGGAGAAGGACCCCGAUGCUGCCAAGAAGGAGGAGGAGCGGCAGGAGGCGCUGAGGCAGGAGGAGGAGGAACGCAAGGCCAAGUAUGCCAAGAUGGAGGCCGAGCGAGAGGCCAUGCGCCAGGGCAUCCGUGACAAGUACGGCAUCAAGAAGAAGGAGGAGCGCGAGGCCGAGGCGCAGGCGGCUAUGGAGGCCAGCUCCGAGGGCAGCCUGACAAGGCCCAAGAAGGCCAUCCCGCCGGGGUGCGGGGACGAGCCGGAGGAGGAGGACGAGAGCAUCCUGGACACGGUCAUCAAGUACCUGCCCGGGCCGCUGCAGGACAUGUUCAAGAAGUAA